Messenger RNA from Heterocephalus glaber (naked mole-rat), 6410 nucleotides. RefSeq names its product tropomyosin 3 (gene Tpm3). NCBI's taxonomy places the organism in Eukaryota, Metazoa, Chordata, Mammalia, Rodentia, Bathyergidae. The record is from RefSeq and is a predicted model, not a curated record.
GAGCUCGGGCACUCAGGCACAGCCCCUCCCUUGCCGCCCUGGUCUCCAGCUGUCCAGUGUCCACAGGUGAGCUCACCCUCAGCCGCUGCCCAUGAUGGAGGCCAUCAAGAAGAAGAUGCAGAUGCUGAAGCUGGACAAGGAGAACGCUCUCGAUAGGGCAGAGCAAGCUGAGGCUGAGCAGAAACAGGCAGAAGAAAGAAGUAAACAGCUGGAAGAUGAACUAGCAGCCAUGCAGAAGAAGCUGAAAGGGACAGAAGAUGAGCUGGACAAAUACUCUGAAGCUUUGAAGGAUGCCCAGGAGAAGCUGGAGCUUGCAGAGAAGAAAGCAGCUGAUGCGGAGGCGGAGGUGGCCUCCUUGAACCGCAGGAUCCAGCUGGUUGAGGAGGAGCUGGACCGUGCACAGGAGCGCCUGGCCACUGCCCUGCAGAAGCUGGAGGAAGCUGAGAAGGCUGCCGAUGAGAGUGAGAGAGGCAUGAAGGUUAUUGAAAACCGGGCCCUGAAAGAUGAAGAAAAGAUGGAACUCCAGGAAAUCCAACUUAAAGAAGCUAAACAUAUUGCAGAAGAGGCGGAUAGGAAGUAUGAAGAGGUGGCUCGAAAGUUGGUGAUUAUUGAAGGAGACUUGGAACGCACCGAGGAAAGAGCUGAGCUGGCAGAGUCUAAGUGUUCUGAGCUGGAGGAGGAGCUGAAGAAUGUCACCAACAACCUCAAGUCUCUUGAGGCUCAGGCGGAGAAGUACUCUCAAAAAGAAGACAAAUAUGAGGAAGAGAUAAAGAUUCUGACUGAUAAACUCAAGGAGGCAGAGACGCGUGCUGAGUUUGCUGAGAGAUCAGUAGCCAAACUGGAAAAGACAAUUGAUGACUUGGAAGAUGAGCUCUAUGCCCAGAAACUGAAGUACAAGGCCAUUAGCGAGGAGCUGGACCACGCCCUCAAUGACAUGACUUCUAUAUAACUGUCACCAUUUCUGCUCUGUUCUGGAUCUGCCCCUUUCCUCGGGGAACCCAGUGCCCCGCUCGCUCUGGAUUCCGUUUGGUGGUCCCCAAGGCAUUAGGAUGGGGUCACAAAGCAACUUAUGUCUUCUUUUCCAUCUCCACCCACAUUAAAAUGCUAAGCUGCCGGAAGCCCUGUACCACCCUGCAUCUGUGUCAUUGACAAAGCUGUUGCUGUCCCUAAGAAGGACCCUUGGGCGAGUGAUGUGGAGAACAGCUAUCGUAGGUCCCCCUCCCUAACUUAUGUAUAAUCAAGCCACUUUGUGUCUGUCUGGUUUUUUUUUCUUGACAUUUAAACUUGGGUGGGGCUUGGCGGGAGGUAGGGGGCUCCAUAGUUCAGUGGUAGAGCAGCUGUUUACGUUAUUCAAGGCCCUGGGUUCCAACCCCCAGGUAUCAGUAAAAAAAUAAGUUUGUUAAGCUUGGCUGAGUGGAGUCUGUCAGAGCGCUAGACCAGUAGAGACCCUUUGGAGUAGGAAUUCCAGAGAUGAAACGUCCUCCACUACCAGGCUCUUAAAGCUUCUCCCUGGAGUGUUCACAUUCUCUCUUCAGGUGCUCCUCUGAUACAGUCAGGUUGGGAGACCAUUGAAGUGACUCUCAAUACCAGGUAUUCAGAUAAUCCGUUCUCCGAACACUGAGCAGACCUAUGUUCAUCACUGUUAAAACUGACCAACUGUAGGGCCAGGGUGGUUCCGGUGUCUGCCUUGCAAGGUCCCGAGUUUGAUACCCAGUACCAAAAAACAAAAACAAAACUGACCAACUGUGUCAUCCCAAGUCUCAGAAAAACAGUGAAUAGAAUUCUCAACAGUUUUGUAUUUUCUUUAAACCACUCUUACAAAUUUGAGGCUUGCCAUCAUUUUUCAGCUAGCACGUGCUGGUGGGACAUGAGACAAAUGAUAAAUUACUUACUGGAAAAACUACAUCGAUCUUAUAUAUUUCAAAUAAUAUGCUCAUGCGGGUAAUGGUUUAUUAUAUACAUAAAUUACUAAUAAAAUUACCUCUGGUUAAUAUUUUGGAAUUAUAGGGGGCUGGGGAUUAGCUCAGUGGCACUGCGCCUGCCUCAAAAGCACAAGGGUCCUGAGUUUGAUCCCCAGUACCAAAAAACAAGUGCAGCUCAUAUUUUGGAAUUCUAUAUCAACAUUCUAGAAAGUCGUGUUCCAAACUGGUGGUGUGUGUGGCACUGUGGUGCUGCACACCUGUGACCUGGGAGGGAGGCUGAGGUGGGGCCUUGUAAGUUUCAGCCCAGCCUGGCCAUUCAGCAACUUUACCAAACCCUGUCCCUAAAAAUAAAAAGUGGAGGGGGGACUUAGGUUAGUGUGAAGACCCUGGAUCCAAUCCCUAGUACCACAGAAAAGGAAAAAAGAAACUCCUAUUCUAACUUACGAGGUGGAGAUAGUUCGUUCUGGAAAGCAUAGCUGCCAGUUGUACUAAUCUAAGUAUUCGCGCUUUCCUUUUAGAUAGAUACCCCAAAUAGAAGUUUUCCCUAAUCUGAAACUAAAUCUCAUAUCAAAUUCAGAUACCUUUCUACCAAUACCAUUUCUUCCACCCACAUAGCUUUCGAGAUUAAGGUACAGAUUGAUUUUAUUGAGCUGAUAUACAAUAUAUUGGUGUUUUCUAAAUGUAGAGUGUUAACAUGGGAACAGAAACAAAGAUGGAGGCUCCAUCCCUCCCAUUUGCUCAGAAUCUAAUAAGAGAAGAGCAUGCACAGAGCUAAAGCUCGUGUGUGGUGAGUGCUACAGACAAUAGAGCAUAUGGAAGUUCAGGAGGGAGAGUCCAGUGGGAAUGACUAGGAAAGACUCAUGAAAGAAGACACUCAAUAAACAUGUCCUUCCUAGCUGCUUAGGAAGCCGAGGCGGUAGGAUUCAAAAUUCAAGGCCAGCCUGGGCAAUUUAGUGAAGCCUGUCUCAUAAUGAAAUAACGGGCUAGGGAUGCAGUUCAGUGAGAAAACACUUGCCUGGAAUGUGUGAGCCCCUCAGUACUGAAUUCAAUCCUCAAUGCUGUCCCCAAACAAAACAAAACAAAAACAACUUGCCUCUUCAUUUUCUUGGGUUUCAAAAGAUUGGGUUUUUGAUGAGCAGAAUUCAGUUGAGAAAUAGUAGAUAUUGAGCAUUCUUUUAUUAAAGAGAAAAAAUAAUAAAGGAAUUAAUGGGAGCGGGAAGGGUAGAUUGAGAGGUCGGGGCAGGGUGUGUUCUAAUAUCAGGCCAGUUGGUUUUAAUUUCAUUUGGUAAGUGAUGUCCAUGCCACUGGGAAGUUUGAAACAGGCGUGCGUCAUGAUGUGAGUACGACAGAAGUGGGAAUCUGGUGGCUAAGUUGAGAUUGUAUCAGAAAGGUAGCACAUUAGCAAAGUGAUGGGCAAACAUGAUGACUCCCAAGUUCCAGCCACAGGCCAUCCAUUUUUAGCCAUGUUUGCCAUAUUUACUUGCUGCCCACAAUACUGUUUUCAUCAAAUCUCUUUUUUUGUUGUUUUUUGAGACAGGGUCUCACUGAAGUGCAGGUGUUUUUCUUAAUGUAUGUUAAAAUGUAUUUAUUUUUGCAGUACUGGGGAUUGAGCCCAGGACCGUGGACAUGCUAGGCAAGUGCUCUUCCAUUGAGCCACAUCCCUGGCUCCUGUUUUUUUAACUUCCCUGAUUAUGCCACCUACACACACACUGUCCUGUGGGCCACACACACACACCUCUGCAUGUGUGCACUAGCAGCCUAUGUCCCAUUGGGAAAUACUGGGUUAGUUAGUACAGUUUUCUAGGGGAGAGUGAUGAAGGUCUGAACCAAAACAGUGGUAGGGAAGUACACCAAAGAUGGGCACUUCAAGUGACUGGAUUUGAGACUGGGAAGAUGUUUGUGUUACAGAUGUGGGGAGGUCACUUGACCCAUGGUGUUGGGCAGCCUUAGCGUAGCCUACCCCAGGUUCUUCCAUUUACCUUGCCUUGGUCAGAUCCCUGCUCUUGGAAUUGUUCUGUCAUUAAUUGGACAUGACUAAAAAGAACAUUUGGACCCAGUGGGUUCUCUGCCUUGUUCUGUUAUUAUCAGGAAACCUAGAACUUCAAUGAGGUAAUACUGUAUCAUUAGAGACAGCAGAGUUAGAAACCAAGUUAAAGUUGAGAAAGCAGCCACACUGGUCUUUGCAACCUUGUGCAAUUUUUAGGGAAGCCUACGUUCCAGGAUUUAUUUAGUCAGGCAGUAAAAUGCUCCCACUCCUCUCUGCUAUUUUUUUUUUUUUUGGUACCAGGGAUCGAUCUCAGGACCUUGCACUUGUGAAGCAGGUGGUGAAACCACUGAGCCAAAAUUCCCAGCCCCUCCUCUCUGCCUUUUUAUUGCUUCCCUAAAUGAAAAAAAGCCCUCAUUGACCAGCCUGUUUUAGCCCUGAUAGUGUCCUUCUUUCCCAAGACAGAGUGGUAAUCACACAGACUAACUUGGACAUAGGUGAGAGGGGCGCAGAAUGAAGCAUCAGGGUUGAGAGCUGAGAGUCCCAGGUCUGAACGCCCUGGAAAGAGGACAGCCCAGCCCCAAGCCUUUCAGAGCUCGUAGAUUCCAUUGGGUCUCUCAGUGGUGGCCUUAGGUCGUUUAGGGGUAGGAUAGUUCUUGGUCUUACAGAACAACCCUGCAUAUUGCUGUCCCUUGGUUAAUAAAUAUUUAUAGAGCUUUUGACAGUCAAGAUCUCCCUGUAUAACUGGACACAGUGGUGCCCAGUGAGUGGUGCAGGCCUGUAAUCCCAGCUGCCCAGGAGGCUGAGGCAGGAGGAGUGCAAGCUCUAGGCCAGCCUAGGUAACUUGGCAAGACCCUGUCUUAAAAUUUUAAAAAAGGUGGGCCGGGGAUUUAGCUCAGUGCACCGCGCCUGCCUCAUAAGCGCAAGGCCCUGAGUUCGAUCCCGGGUACCUACCAAAAAAAUUUAUUUAUUAAAAAGGCUUAGGGAUGUAGCUCUGUGAAAGUGUGAGGGCCUAGAUUUGGUCCCCAACACUGAAAAGGUGGGGUGGGGACACUGGUUUAGCCAGGUUGAGUGCACCUGUAGUGCCUGCUACUUAGGAGGCUGAGUUGGAGGCUUAAGAGGUGGGGCCAGCUUGGACAACAAUGGAUUCUGUCUCUUUAUAAAACAAAUACCAUCACUAGGGAGGCUGAGGCAGAGGAGGGUGAAAUUCUUUUUUUUUUUUUGGUACCAGGGAUCGAACUUUGGUCCUUGCACUUGCACAGCAGGCGGUGAAACCACUGCGCUAAAUCUCCGGCCCCGAGGAGGGUAAAUUCUAGGCCAGUCUAGGUUACAUAGCCAGACCUUGUCUCAAAACAAAAACAAAACAAAGCCAUUGAGUUAAUGGGAAGUGUAAUUUCAAAAGUUAGUCCUAGGGGCAGGGAUGGGGCUCACUGGUUGAAUGCCCAAAAAAGUUUGUCCUGAUUUCUACUCUUGAGUACAGCUAAGAUGGGUGGGGGAGUGCCCACCUGUGAUCCUUGAACUUGGAGCCUGAGGCAGGAUCACUGUGAGCACAAGGCCAGCCUGGGCUACAUAGCAAGACCUUGUCUUGAAGAUUACAGGUGUUACAUUUGAACAUUCUCUCCCAGGCUGUUUUUAUUUACUUAUUUAUUUAUUUGGCAUGGGGAUGGAACUCGGGACCUUGAGCUUGUGAGGCAGGCAGCAGCACCACUGAGCCACAUCUCGGCCCCAGGUUUUUAUAUACACGCUUUCUGGGUUUGGUUGGUUUGUGGUUUUGCAGCACUGGGGAGCUGGGGAUUGGACCUAGGGCCUUCGCGGUGAACCGUGCCCCAGCCCUUUUCUCUCAGUUUGAGGCAAGACCUUGUCAAACUGCCCAGGCUGGGCUCACACUUGUGCUCUUCUUGCCUCCGCCUCCCAGAGUGCUGGGAUUCCAGGGUGGACCUCUACACCCAGCUGUGGUUGCUGUUUUGAUUUUAUGCAUGAAGCAACAAGUAUUGUUGGCACCUUAAUGGCUCCCAGCUUUGUGGUGUUACUAGGAGAAACCCCAGUUUGGAGCAGUGCCCACAGAUGUAGCUGGUUUUAGGACAGAAAUGUAUCUUUUUCGUGUUGAGUUUCUGAGACCAUUUUGAGACCAAGCUAUUGAGACAAGAAAAUUUUAUUUACUUAUUUAUUUAUUUAGUACUGGGGAUCGAACUCGGGUCCUUGCACUUGUGCAGCAGGCGGUGAAACCACUGCGCUAAAUCCCCGGCCCCAAGAAAAUUUUAUUUUUUAACUUCAGACACUGCUACUAGGAGUGGACCCAGAAAUGAGUUUGGCUUUCUUGUCCCAGACCCUGUCAUCCCUGUGCUGCUGAGAUGGGUCUGAGUUCCCUGGACCUCACUUAACCCUAACAGUGUACUCCCGGCAGAAAACCCAGGUGAAGCCAGGGGAGUGGAGCACUAAACUGCUUGUAUUGGGAUAUGAGAAAAAGCUUAACGGUAGCUUAAAUAAAUAUGGGACUUAUAUUG